UCGUCAGCCAUUUUCAGUCUUUUUGAAAGAAUUUUAGGAAGGUAUUUGAGCUUUUGUUGGGUUCCAUGGAUCUUCCUGGUCUGGACGAGAUCUCCAUGGAAGGCGGGGCUAGGUGAGGCAAGUUGGAAGCUUGAGAGAGAGGAUGCAGGAGUCGAAGCUUCUGCAUGAGAAAGUUAGGGUGCAGGUGCAGUGAGACGUUUGGUUUGUAGCUCUGGAUGGACGCAGGGAUAAUUCGAGGGAGGUGUUGGGUUCGUGGGAUUGUCGGUUGAGAACGAUGACUUCGUUGCAAGCAUGCGACUGGGAGAGAGAGGUUUGGCUUCAGUUCAAGUGGACCUGAAGCACGAGGACCAGGAGGAAUGGAGGGUGCUGAUGUAUCUUCCUUGCGAUGGGUUUUGUAUAGGAAGCCGAAUUCCUGCUUCCGACAUUGGACAGCGCGAGUACUGUUCAUAGCGCUGGGCUGGAUGCUCGCCUGCGGUGUCGGUGCGCUGCUUUGGAAAGAUGCCUUGCGAUCCAUGGAGCAAGAGUUUCGACUUAAGUGUGUGAACCGUAAGGAGGUUCUGAAGUCAGAGGUGGAGAACAACUUGAACGCCUCCUUUGCCAUUGUAGGGCUGACAGCAAGCUUGCCAAAUCUCAACAAUGAAAUAUGGAUGACUUACGCACGGAGAACCCUCUUCCUGCGGCCCUAUGUGACGAGGCUGCUCUACGUCGAACGGGUAAUCGCAAGCGAACGAGCUGCAUUCGAAAGGAAGUGGAACAGCAGCAUCCUGUACGUUACCCCACAAAACACAGUGAUACGUCGCCCCGACAAUGACACGGAGUACUCGCCGAUCGUGUUCGAGACAGAAGAUGAACAUUACUUAUUCGUAGAUAGUGGAGCGUAUCCUCGUUACCGAAGCGCUAUAGAUGCCGCACGGGACACAGGCCUUUUCACGCUUUCCCCUGUGACUCCAAGAGCCAAAAAUUCGUGGCAGAUGGGAGCAUAUCUUGCCUAUUAUGGCCGAGGUCGAGAUUUAACCAACUUCUCGAGCGUCGCUGAACGAAGACAGGCGUGCAAGGGCUAUGUGGGAACAGUGAUGAACGUCACUGAGCUUUUCCAUAGGGUUCUUUUUCAGUUCACAGACGAUGUCGACAUGGACGUCGUCGCUGUCUUUGUCGUGAAUCCCAUGUCAGGUUUAUACUCGUAUUACAAUUGCUCUGCUUCAGCUUCGGAUUGUACAGUUGUUCUGUUUGAUCCAGCCCGUCGAGCGCAUGAAGUUUCCAAGGCUGUUGCAUUGUGGGAUUAUGGGACACAAAGCUUCUCAGUGCGAUGUUUUCCCAAGCAAAACUUGACGCUGUUGGCUCUACGGGCUAUCAUUGCAUGGCCCCUCCUCAUGUCUUUGGUGGUCAUUUUCUGCUUCAUCAUUGUGUGUCUGGUGCUGAAGCGGAUGCAAGCCAUUGAAAAGGAUGUUGCUGUUAUGGAAAAGAUGGACGAAGAUCUUAAGGUAGCCAAGGUGGCUGCUGAAGCUGCCGAUAAGGCGAAGUCGAAUUUUCUGGCAACAGUCUCUCAUGAAAUCAGGACUCCCAUGAAUGGAGUGAUUGGAAUGACAAAUUUACUAAUGGGAACCGAUUUGACUGACCAGCAGCUUGAAUAUGUAAAGAUUGCACAAGCGAGUGGGAAUGCUCUUAUUGCUCUCAUCAAUGAUGUCUUGGACUUGUCCAAGAUUGAGGCAGGUAGAAUGGAGCUCGAGGCUGUCCCUUUCAAUAUCCGCAAAGAGGUAGAUUGCGUGUUUCAUCUCUUUGACGAGACAGUACAGCAGAAGAAGCUUGAGAUGUCUAUGCUCGUCCAUAAUACAGUGCCCACUUGUGUAAUUGGAGACCCCGGAAGAUUUCGUCAGAUUCUUGGUAACCUUAUUGGCAACGCCUUGAAGUUCACAAAGGAGGGCAGCAUUCUCGUUUGUGUUCGUGUAAUGGAUCCGAACCAAGGUAGCAGCUCAGACUUCACUGCUAUAAACGUUGACCAGAACUCUCCAGACACACAUUCUUCGCAGGGGCUUAUCACGGAGACCCUUUCAGAAGUUGAACUUGAAGGACUGAGACUGAGAGGAGGCAGUACUGCCCCAAGGUUGAGUAUUCAACCUGGAACUGAGUUUAACAGUAGGGAAGCAGUUGAGUCAUGGAGGAAAUGGAACUUGAAGACAUCGGCCCUGAACUGCAAGCCUCCAAGUCAUUUUACCAUAAUUGCCUCCGUGGAAGAUACAGGUAUUGGCAUCCCGCAACACUUGGAGAAGCGUUUGUUUCAACCUUUUUCUCAAGCCAAUAGCAGCACCUCAAGGGAGCAUGGGGGCACUGGCAUUGGCUUGUCUAUAUGUGAGAAAUUGGUAAAACUAAUGAAUGGCGAAAUCACGGUGACAAGCAAUGUUGGGGUAGGAAGUGUAUUUGAGUUUUUUCUUCCUGUAAAAUUUCACGACGCUCUAGAGGGCAAGCCAUGUUGCUCAAAGUUUCCAGCUGGAGACAAGAGACUCAGCGGAAUGCAUGUUGUUCUUGUAGACAACAACCUCGUUCGACAGGAAGUAACAGCCAACUACCUUCAGUGUUUAGACAUAUAUGUUGAUCUUGUCGAAGACAUGGAGUCCACUUUGGAGCUACUCAGGAUCAAAGGAACUUCACUGCAAGCUAUUCUUGUGGACCUUGAGGGGUUAUCUCUGGCAUCCAUUGCAGAUUUAACGAGUACAGUGCGCAACAUGCCAAGUUUUAAGGCCUUGCCUGUACUGGGUCUUUCACUGGCUCUGCCUCCUUUGAUCGAGAAAGAAUUAAGGGAUGCUGGAGUCUCCUACAUGGUGAAGAAGCCUCUCCGACACUCCUCACUGGCUUGUGUGUUGCUAGAGGCAAUGAAUUUAACUCCCACUCCAGCCACGAAGAGGGCUGUUAAGGUCGACGACUCCAAAUUGCUGAGCGACAAGAGGAUCCUUGUGGUGGAUGACAACAUGGUGAAUCGAAGAGUAGCAACCUCAAUGCUGAAAAAGUAUGGUGCAAUUGUUUCAAGCGUGAACGGUGGAGCUGAAGCUGUUGAUGCAGUCAAAAACCGAAAAGAAGAUGAGAAGUUGGAUCUUAUAGUGAUGGACAUUCAAAUGCCUGAGAUGGAUGGCUGGGAAGCAACACGUCGAAUACGCAAUUGGGAGGUUGAGAAUUGCUUCAUUUGCCGAACCAAGAAUAUAUCGUGGUGUCGACAUCAUCGUCUCCCCAUUGUUGCCGUAACAGCAGAUGUUUUGAAAGGAACUCAUACAGAAUGCAUUAACUCAGGAAUGGACGACUAUCUUACCAAACCUCUUGAUCAAAAACAGUUGCACUCGUUACUGGAGCGUUUCGUCGGAAAGGACAUGUUCAAUUCACCAGAAUAUGAGCAAUUCUGAAACAGAAGAAGGUUAUUUUUGGGUUACACAUUAAGAUACUCAUUCUAAAAUCAUUUUGGUUAGCAUAGCUGGAAGUGGGCUGGCUCGAAGGACACAUCGGCCGCGAGGACUAGACAGUCCGUCUAUUACUGUGAAUCCAGCGCUUCUAAGCGCUCUUCACGGAUCGGUGGCAAGAAUCGUGAGUUGUACUCUCAACAUGAAGUGUGAGGUUUGUUUUUACAGUGGUCUACAAUUAAUGAUGCAGUGUGCGGGACAGAUUUUACAGAGUCCAGACGCCACACUAAAUGCAUAGAAGCUGAUUUCUUGAAGCAAAGCGUAGGUAAGCGCCAGGAUAAUGUCAUUGGUGUGUAUACAUGGACGGUCUGAAAGGUUAAGCUUUGGAGCAAGUGGCAGCAGCAAGUUUAGCAUUAAGGUCUCUUUAGGGCCUGCGGUGUGACUUUGAUACAUCCGCUGACUUAAAACUGCUUCAUCACAGCCGAGCCUUCUCCCAAUAUCCGGAACAUUUCCACUGAUUUGUGUAAUGCUAUUCUAACUGUUGAGAAUCUUUAGAAAGA
This is a messenger RNA of Physcomitrium patens, 3943 nucleotides long. The record is from RefSeq and is a predicted model, not a curated record. NCBI's taxonomy places the organism in Eukaryota, Viridiplantae, Streptophyta, Bryopsida, Funariales, Funariaceae.